This is a messenger RNA of Photinus pyralis (common eastern firefly), 3151 nucleotides long. RefSeq names its product bone morphogenetic protein receptor type-1B (gene tkv). The record is from RefSeq and is a predicted model, not a curated record. Gene Ontology annotation, biological process: BMP signaling pathway; cellular response to growth factor stimulus; dorsal/ventral pattern formation. NCBI's taxonomy places the organism in Eukaryota, Metazoa, Arthropoda, Insecta, Coleoptera, Lampyridae. The transcript is spliced from 3 exons. Gene Ontology annotation, molecular function: transforming growth factor beta receptor activity, type I; SMAD binding; ATP binding. Gene Ontology annotation, cellular component: signaling receptor complex; plasma membrane. Bases 270 to 1805 code for a protein of 511 amino acids.
CCUGUAAUCUGUGUGGACGUACUUCAGUUCCGCUGACGCUGUCGUAACGUGCUGACGAUUGUAAUAGAAUUACCCGCUCCAGGUGUCGAGCAAUGUGUUUAGUACGCCCACUAAUAUCGGUUUCGUUUAGAAAUAUUCAUCUGGUGGUCGAUUGCGGCGGAUAAUGCCCCUUGUGCGCGAUUUGUGAUACCGAAACAAACUCCGAUGUGUUUUUAAAAUAGUCGUUAUUUUAUUGUGAUAUUUUUGAACAGUGUAGAAACCGCCUUUCGAUGCCGAAAAGAAAAAAUCGAAACAUGCGCUCCAAAAAACAAAACGUGAGAAGGUGUUACUGUGAGGGGCACUGUCCAAAUGAGAUGAUCAAUGGCACUUGUGAAAUUAAACCGGGCGGUCAGUGUUUCACAGCGAUCGAGGAGGAUUGGGACCGGGAGACCGGGACGUUCGUUUACGAUACCACCUACGGCUGUUUUCCGGCUGAUGAGCGAGGAUUUCUGCAGUGUAAAGGGCGGAUUGUACCACAUCAACGCGGAAAAUCGAUCGAAUGCUGCGAUGGUUACGACUUUUGCAACAAGGACCUCAGGCCGCAUAUAGAAGAGCGAACUACCACCGUCUCGCCUUCUGUAUUGGAAGAGGGCGAAAAUAUCCCGUACAUCGUCCUAUUGGCAUCUGUAACGUUAUGCAUAACCGUCUUCCUUCUGGUGAUCGCGUGCGUAUAUCUACGCUAUCGCAAAAAAGAGGAUCACAGAAAGCAGCAAUAUUACAAUAAGCACUACCCCCCGCAUCGUUAUCCUAACGUCGAAAUGCUUCCAAACGCCACCCUCUCCAACUUCAUAGAGCAAACUAGCGGAUCCGGCUCUGGCUUGCCGCUUUUAGUGCAACGGACGAUCGCGAAACAAAUGGAAAUGGUCCGUUCGAUCGGUAAAGGUCGAUACGGCGAGGUUUGGUUAGCGAAGUGGCGAGGCGAACGAGUCGCCGUCAAAAUCUUCUUCACCACCGAGGAGCAGUCGUGGUUCAGAGAAACGGAAAUAUACCAGACGGUUCUGAUGCGUCACGAAAACAUACUCGGCUUCAUCGCCGCCGAUAUUAAGGGAACGGGGUCCUGGACGCAAAUGUUGCUCAUAACUGACUAUCACGAACACGGGUCACUGUACGAUUAUUUGCAAAAUCACGUCCUGGAUCCCUCCUCGCUCUUAGUCAUGUCGUUUACCAUCGCUAGCGGAUUAUCGCAUCUGCAUACGGAAAUAUUCGGCACCAAAGGAAAACCCUCGAUAGCCCAUCGUGAUAUUAAAAGCAAAAACAUACUGGUGAAACGCAACGGAGAGUGUGUCAUUGCCGACUUCGGGCUGUCUGUCAAAUACCUCAGCGACACCAACGAGAUUGACGUACCGCCUAAUGAGCGAAGCGGUACCAAACGGUACAUGUCUCCCGAAGUAUUAGAUCGAUCGAUUAAUAUUAACCACUUUGACGCCCACAAAAUGGCCGACAUGUACUCCUUCGGACUGGUUCUUUGGGAGAUGUGCAGGAGAUGUAUGACGGGCGAUAAAAUAAAAACCGCCGACGAUUACGUGGUGCCAUAUUACAAUUGUGUGCCUAACGAUCCGAGUUUUGAGGACAUGCUCCAUGUGGUUUGUGUUAAAAAAAUAAGACCCCAAAUUCCGUUACGGUGGGAGACCGAGGACGUUCUGCAGACGCUUUCGAAAAUAAUGCAGGAGUGUUGGCACAGUAAUCCGGCAGUUAGACUGACCGCUCUUAGGGUUAAGAAGACGUUAUCGAAGUUAGAUACGGACAUUACCAGUAAAAUUGUUUAGCGUCGAUAUCGGUGUUUAUAAAUCACUCGUUGGGUACAUUUUUCAUGUGUAUUAUUAGUUAAUUUUGUUUUGAGAGAAAUGUGAUAAACUACUAGACAUUUUGCCAUCGGUUUUUUAAGUUGUUUGUGCGCCUGCGCGAUCUGGACAGUGCUGCAUUAUAAAACACUGUAUGGUCGAAUCAAUAAAAUUGUUAUAAUGAGUGUUAAUAUUAAAUAGACAUAAUAGCACACUCUCGCUAAAUUUUAGUGAAAAUUUACACUGUAAAGCCAUAAUGUGCUGUGAUUGAAUCUUUUAUUUAUAUUUUUCUCACUUAAAUUGAAUCAUUUGGGACUACGGAAAAGCCUCAGCAGCAAAACUUAUAGAGUUGCAACUUUGUGUGUUUUUAUGAGUAACAGUUUGCAUCUAGCGAGAGUUUGAAAUUAUCUUAAUGUCGAUUGUAUCGAAUCGUAAGUGGAGGAUUCACACAAACGCAAUUACCUUUAUGUACAAAACUGAUUUUGUAAAUAAUUAAGUAGAUUGUUUUAUAUAUACAUAUACAAACAUAACGAAGUAACUAAGGUUCGAUUGUAGAAAAACGGUUUAGCUGAUGAACCGAAAAAAUCGCUUUACUACAAUCCCGUGAUAAAAGUUUUAUUAUUAGAGAAAACAAUAUUAGAAUUGAACGUUAAACACGCCAAUGUAUUACGCGCGUCCGUUAGAAACGAUACAUAAAAUCUAUUCCAUCAGAUUCGGUGCUCAUACGACAAUCUCUGAUUUCACAGUAUGGAUGUGAGGCGAAUGUUCACACAGCUUUUGUUUUUUAACACCGGUUACAAAUAUGCACAGUUAUUAAAUAUUUUCAUAUUUUAUUCUGUACAUUGUUUUGUUUUUGUUGUUCAAAUUAAUGAAUUGCUCAAGUUAUUUAUACAGUUUUAGCAUGUGCCUGUAUUACGAUAUUGUGGACCAACUUCAAAAAUUUGUAAAAUUUAUUUUGUGCUUCGGGUCAUUAUUAUGGGUGACCUCGUUACAUUGCAGUAGGCCGAGCGACUAAUACGUGCAUUUAUGCUAAUCUAUUAAUUUGAUAGUUUAUACUUUACAAAUUGCACGGUGUUAAUUAACGUUAUUUAGAUAUUUAAAGGGCCUGGAAAUAUAUCUGCUGGAUUCAAAAAUCUUCCUUGUCAUAAGCAAGAAACUAUGAGGCUCAUUUAAUAUCUUGGAUAAUGUUACUCAACAUCCUGUAUAUAAUAAAUUUCCGUAUGAACGUUGUAGUAAAUCCUGAAAGACUGAUAUUUGAAUGUUGUAGACCUACAUGUAUGUUCUAUUGUAUAAAAAAUGUAUAAAUAAAUAGUACAUGAUAUCGAACUUUA